UCCAAUCAAUAAAAGCCCACCACUCUCGAGUUCCUCAAACAGUUUUCACUGAUUGCUUGGCGAGACACCAGCGAAACUGUCGUGAAGAUGAACAAAUUUACGGUGAUUUUUGCUGCCUUAGCCGUUUUGGGCGCCGUUAAUGCCUACGGCGCUGGCGGUAGUGGUAAAUACGGAGGCGGUGGUGGUGGCUUUGGGCCAGGUGGCGGUGGUGGUGGCUUUGGUCCAGGCGGCGGCGGCGGUGGUGGCUCUGGUGGUGGUGGUGGCGGUGGCCAUGGUGGUGGCAGCGGUGGAGGCGGAUUCGGACCCGGAGGCGGCGGUGGCGGAUUCGGCCCCGGAGGUGGUGGCGGUUUUGGACCAGGCGGCGGUGGCGGUGGCGGCUCUGGUGGUGGCGGCGGCUCUGGUGGUGGUGGUGGCCACGGUGGUGGUGGUAGUAGAGGACACAGUGGUGGUGGUGGUGGUUUCGGACCAGGUGGUGGUGGCGGUUUCGGACCAGGCGGCGGUGGCAGCUCUGGUGGCGGUGGCUCUGGCGGCGGUGGCGGUUUUGGUGGUGGUGGUGGCUGGGGUUCAGGUGGCGGCUUCGGCUCGGGCGGUUCAGGCGGUUUCGGCUCAAGUGGUGGCUAUGGCUCAAGUGGCGGUCAUGGUGGCUACAAAAAGCAUGGCUAUUAGAUUUAAGGCGCUACCUUUAUUUUGCUGUGAUUCUUUAACUGUGAAAUAUGUACAUAACUUUCGUUUCGGAGAAAUCAUUGGAUAUGUUUGAUGAAAUAAAUGUCUUUUUAUAUAACUA
Messenger RNA from Bactrocera neohumeralis, 784 nucleotides. RefSeq lists its product as uncharacterized. The record is from RefSeq and is a predicted model, not a curated record. NCBI's taxonomy places the organism in Eukaryota, Metazoa, Arthropoda, Insecta, Diptera, Tephritidae. The transcript has 2 exons. Bases 88 to 666 code for a protein of 192 amino acids.